This is a messenger RNA of Rubroshorea leprosula, 969 nucleotides long. Lineage: Eukaryota; Viridiplantae; Streptophyta; Magnoliopsida; Malvales; Dipterocarpaceae. The record is from the annotation of a GenBank genome assembly.
CAAUUUUCAUUUUCUGAAAAAAUUAGCAAAACCCCAAUCCGAUUAACAAAAGAAGAAUUUUGAUUUUUCUUCGAAAAAAAAAAGGCGCGGAGAGUUUGGGUACUAAAUAAUUAAUUACGCGAUGGAUUCUCCGAUCACGCCAUCGAGCGCGCGGACCCCGACGUCGAUGAUGGACAAUCUCCUGGGUAUUCUGCGGAUCCGCGUCAAACGCGGCGUAAACCUCGCCGUCCGAGACGUCCGGAGUAGCGAUCCUUACGUGGUCGUCAAGAUGGGCAACCAGAAACUGAAGACUCGUGUAGUAAAGAAGGAUGUUAAUCCCGAGUGGAAUGAAGAUUUAACUCUCUCUAUUACAGAUCCUAAUCUUCCAAUCAAGUUGACAGUGUAUGACCAUGAUACUUUUAGCAAAGAUGACAAGAUGGGAGAUGCAGAAAUUGACAUCAAAACAUACAUUGAAGCCUUAAAAAUGCAUUUAGAAGAACUCCCAGGUGGAACUAUAAUAUCGAAAGUACAACCCAGUAGGAACAAUUGUCUGGCAGAAGAAAGUUGCAUUUUUUGGUCCGAAGGGAGGGUUGUCCAAGAUCUCGUCCUUAGAUUAAGAAAUGUGGAAUGUGGUGAAGUGGAAAUUCAAUUGCAGUGGAUUGACCUUCCCGGUUCUAAAGGUUUAUGAAGUUCAUGAAUGCUCCUUCAUUGGCUUCCCUGUUACAUGUGGCUUAAUGGCUGAUUACUGACUGCUGAGCUCCCAUUGCUUGACAUCCGCGAAUGUCAUGGUGAGUUUGGCUAAUUCUUUGAAAUAUUGUAUUACAAUCUGAACUUGUAUGUACUCAAAAAUUCUGCCUGUUAGUCACAGGUUUGUAUCUCACUAUAGGAUUGAACAAAUUUCGGUUUGUUCUCCUUGUGAAGACUAAAUUAAAUUUCACCUUUUUCGAUAUCUGAAAUCUUCCCAUGUGCUAAGAAACUUCUUCAAUACUU